This is a messenger RNA of Quercus lobata, 654 nucleotides long. RefSeq lists its product as uncharacterized. The transcript is spliced from 2 exons. The coding region runs from base 1 to 654 and encodes 217 amino acids. Gene Ontology annotation, molecular function: nucleic acid binding; RNA-DNA hybrid ribonuclease activity. Lineage: Eukaryota; Viridiplantae; Streptophyta; Magnoliopsida; Fagales; Fagaceae. The record is from RefSeq and is a predicted model, not a curated record.
AUGGCGUGGUUCUCAACCAUUGCAUGGAGCCUUUGGGAGAGAAGGAAUAGAAUCUGUGAGAACCAGCCGUCGUGGCCUCUUCAUGGAAUUGGGAACAGAGCAAAAGCGAUGGUGCUAGAAUUCUUUGACACACACGCACAGGUCCCGGGUUCAACACCACGGUUUCCUCGGGUUAGAUGGUCACCGCCUCCAGUGGGUUUUUAUAAAGCAAAUUUUGAUGCGGCUUUGUUUGAGGAGAGCAAUUUCGCCGGGAUAGGAGUGGUUAUCAGAGACUGUUAUGGUAAAAGCGUAAGUCAAAAGAUCUUACUGCCUCAGUCUGUCGAGCAAGCAGAAGCUUUAGCAGCGAGCCGAGCGGUGAAGUUUGCAACAGAGCUCUGCCUUUUUGAAGUGAUCUUUGAAGGAGAUAGCUUACGGGUUAUUGCUGCUAUAAAUUCUUCCGGAGCAUGCCACCCCAUGUUUGGUCAUAUUGUUGAGGAGAUUCGUAGCCUCGGCUCCUCUUUAGCCAGCUGUCAAUUCCAACAUAUUUGUAGGGAGGGUAAUGCCUUGGCUUAUGCCUUGGCUAGAAGAGCAGUUUUAACUGCAGAUACUGAUAUUUGGGUGGAAGAGCUACCUACAGACUUGGAAGAUGUAUUUCAAUGUGCUUUAAGUCAAUAA